Molecule: messenger RNA, 720 nt
Organism: Peromyscus eremicus (cactus mouse)
Lineage: Eukaryota; Metazoa; Chordata; Mammalia; Rodentia; Cricetidae
Product: paired immunoglobulin-like type 2 receptor beta-2
Exons: 4
Coding region: 1-720 (239 amino acids)
Molecular function (GO): MHC class I protein binding
Source: RefSeq, a predicted model, not a curated record
AUGGCUGCAGGGCCUCCUCUCCUGCCUGGUGGCUCUGCUGGUCUCAUUUCCUGGAGAUAUUUGGAUCCUUGCUUCUGCUUCCGCUUCUGUUACAAGCAUGGCUACAAGCUGAGACUUCAGAUUCUCCCCAUCCUUCCCAGGUAUCUCAAUGAGAUACGACAGAGAACCUAUCUAUGGAUCAAGCAACCACCCGCCAUCUCUGGUGUCCAGGGCAGCUCCAUCAAGAUCCCCUUCUCCUUCUACUUCCCCUGGGAGUCAGCAGAGGGUCCACAGAUGAGGAUUCUCUGGAGAUGGAAACACUUCCAUGAGGAAUUUAUCUACAACUCUUCCUCAGGUUUCAAACAUGAGCAUUUCAAGGACUGGAUCACCCUGAAUUGGGCCCAUAGUCAGAAGUCUGGAGUCCUCAGAAUCCUGAACUGGAAGGAGAAGGACCAGACUACAUACUACCGCCAAGUUCAUCUGAACACAAAAGAAGGCAUUAAGUGUAUUCAGUCUAUUAAUGGGACUCGACUGACCAUCAUCCAUGCCAUUAGGACCACCAUGCAGAGCCUCUCCAUGGUCACUUCUGCAGUCACCACAGCUGGCCUGGAGGACACAGAGGGCCUGAGAAAUCCUUCACUUGUGAACCUGGGAGCCACAGUCAGGGUGGUGUUGGCCACGGCUGUGCUCAUAACCCCUGUCUUUGUGUUGAUGGUCUUCCUCUGGUGGAAGCAAAGGUAA